GUUCAUCGCUAAUUGUAUAAUUUUAAACGAUAAUGACGUGACGUAACCCCACUUUUUCACCUGUCAUCAAGUGCAUAAAAUCGUAGUUUUCUAAGCAAUUAUCGCAAAAUGUGAACUUGUAAGACGUCAUUUAUCAUGAGCAAAGUGAUCCUCGGCGGGGGCUUGGGUGGCCUGUCUGCUGCCUACUACUUGAAGAAGUUUUCGCCUAACCAAGCUGUUACUUUAAUUGAGUCUUCGUCACGUACCGGGGGCUGGAUCAAGUCAAGUGUGCAAGAAAAUGGGGCUAUUUUUGAACAAGGGCCUCGUACCAUACGUCCCCGGGGGGAUGCAGGCGCUAAUACUUUACAACUGAUUGAAGAACUAAAUUUAAGCGAUCAAAUCGUCCCUAUAACUUCGGGACACCCUGCUGCUAAAAAUCGGCUCAUUUACGCCAACGGUUCUUUGCAUUUGUUGCCGUCGUCUUUGACUGGUUUGUUUAGGAAACAAGAGCCGUUUUCAAAGCCUUUGAUUCUUCACUUGUUGAAUGAUUUGAAAGCGAGGAGGAAGGAAGUGAAGGAUGAGUCAAUUUAUGAUUUUAUCGGUCGCAGAUUUGGUAGUGAAGUGGCUGAUUAUUUGAUCAGUCCGUUGAUUUGUGGCAUUUGUGCCGGAAACGCCAAGGAAAUUAGUGUGAAGUUUUUAAUGAAACAGUUGUUUGAAUACGAACAAAAACAUGGAAGUGUAUCAAAGGGGCUCCUUACAAGUUUGUUUGCAAAGUCAAAACGACCAACUGUUCUGUGUGAAACUGCCCUCAGAGCUAGAAGUGAGAAAUGGAAUAUUUAUUCCUUUAAAAAUGGGUGUGAAACGUUACCCAUAGCCUUAAGAAAUAAUAUUGUUUCAAAUGGGGUUAAUAUUAAAUUUAAUACCGAAUGUACGGAAAUUAUAACGGACAAGGGCCAAGUAAUACUAAAUUUAUUUAAUAACGAAACAAUUAAGUGUGAUCACUUAGUAGGUGCAAUACCUGCAAACGUUUUAGGACGUCUUUUACAAAAACAGCACCCGGAACUUGCCCAGUGUUUGAAAAAACUGACAAAAAACGUGUCAGUGGCUGUUGUUAAUUUACUUUUUAAGGAGAAUUUUAUUAAAAAUCCAGCCUUUGGUUUAUUGGUUGUUCCUAAAGAACAACUUCCUGUGCUAGGUGUUAUUUACGAUAGUUGUUGUUUCCCUGUCGAAAACUGUGGAACGGUUUUAACCGUAAUGAUGGGUGGUUACUGGUUUGAGGAACAUUUUGGCACAAAUCCGCAAGAAAAUGUGUUGCUGGAUGUUGCCGUAAAACACGUGAAACGUAUCUUAAAUUGUGAUCACGAUCCGUUUAAUUAUAAAGUGAAUAUUUUAAAGCAGUGUUUGCCUCAAUAUGUUGUGGGUCAUGACGAAAAUUUGGACCUGAUUAAUGGUUACAUAAGGACGCAUAAAUUACCAAUUUCUUUGUGCGGUGCCUCUUAUUACGGUGUGGGGAUUAAUGAUGUAAUUUUGUCGGCGAAAAAUGCCGUAAAGGAUUUGUAACAGAAACGCGAAUGUUUUUAUAAAUGAUUUAUUGUUGUCUUGUACAAAAGAAAUAAAUUGUUACAAUAA
Tribolium castaneum (red flour beetle) is the source of this 1608-nucleotide messenger RNA. RefSeq names its product Protoporphyrinogen oxidase (gene Ppox). Gene Ontology annotation, biological process: porphyrin-containing compound biosynthetic process. The transcript has a single exon. NCBI's taxonomy places the organism in Eukaryota, Metazoa, Arthropoda, Insecta, Coleoptera, Tenebrionidae. The coding region runs from base 136 to 1539 and encodes 467 amino acids. Gene Ontology annotation, molecular function: protoporphyrinogen oxidase activity, oxygen as acceptor. The record is from RefSeq and is a predicted model, not a curated record.